Messenger RNA from Octodon degus (degu), 4555 nucleotides. RefSeq names its product oxysterol binding protein like 11 (gene Osbpl11). NCBI's taxonomy places the organism in Eukaryota, Metazoa, Chordata, Mammalia, Rodentia, Octodontidae. The coding region runs from base 1462 to 3651 and encodes 729 amino acids. The transcript is spliced from 13 exons. Gene Ontology annotation, molecular function: sterol binding. Gene Ontology annotation, cellular component: membrane; intracellular membrane-bounded organelle; cytosol. The record is from RefSeq and is a predicted model, not a curated record.
GCUUUUAAACAAUUAAUUAAUUUUUUUUGGUACUAGGAAAUGAGCCAGAACCUUCGAACUGAGGUAUAACCACAGCCCUUCUAUACUUGUUAUUUUGGGACAAGAUCUCACUAAAUCACUACAUUGCCCAGACUGGACUCAAACUUGGAUCCUCCUUCCUCAGCCUCCCAUAAUUCUGGGGUUACACGCGUGCACCAUGGUGCUCCCUGUAGAGUUUUAUAUACAAUAAGCCAGCCUGAACUGCAUAGUAAGACCCUGUCUCAAAAAGACAAAAACAAGAACAAGUCACGUUGAUAGGAACUAGAAUUCAUAAAAUGAGACGGACAAUCACUCUCACUUUACAGAUGAUAACCAGGUCUGAAAGAGGGGAAGAGGUUGUCUGGAGUCAGGAAGAGUACCUGGUUCUGAUUUCCAAUGAGCCUCUUGUUCAUUUCUAAGACUGAUUUGCUUGUAUUUCAAUGUCAUCAUUUUUCUCCAAAGAGACUGAAAAAAGUGUUUUCAUUCUGUUUUGCAAAAAGUUGUUCUUCAUAACUUUCUCCUGAAAAUGCAUGAAAUGGGUCCUCGAAUGGAAGGCUAGGAAGUCACCCUCCACAAGGGCUGGCCCCUUCAGGACCCCUCUUGGAGGUUCUGCAGCUCUCUCGCCUCGCCGUCUAAAGCUUCCUUUUGAUUCCCCGCCCACAAAGGCUCCGCCCCCUUCAGGGUAGAGGUGCCCAAAUCUAAGAUGGCGCCAAGUGCGUCGGCCCUAACGGAAGUGACCUCACGCUACUCCGGAAGGGAAGGCGGGAAGCGAGCGAGAGGGUAGGUGACUCGCGGUGGGGCGGUGUCCGAGUCCCUGGCUUCUACGCGUUUGGCUCGACAGCUCUUGGGACCCGCGUCGAAACACAAGGCCAGGGGCGUCGGAGGGAUUCGCUGCACGGCUAGCCGCGGACCCUGGGAUCCAGAGUCCCGCCCUCGGAGGCCUCCUCUGCGACCUCCUGGGCUGCGCGCGCCGCGGCGCCUGGGUCUCGGGCUCUGGCGGUUCCCGCCGAGCAGAGAGGCUGAGAAGAACAGGGGUCGCGGCUGACCCGCCCUCCGCCAAGGCCAGGCCGCGUGUCCCCCCCGCCCCUGGCCCACUCGCGGCUUCAGAGCUCGCGUCUCCCCCGCACGCCGUCCGCAUCUCCUCAGUGUCCCCAAGCCCUCUAGCUGGGUGACACUUUCCCCCUUGCUCGUGUCAGGAGGGAGAUAACUCCGUGUGGAUGGAAAGGAUUCUGUGCACCGCUUCCCUUGCCGUCCAGAAAGUUUAACUCGGCGGGGAUGUGUGUCUUCCACUCCCCGGCCAGUGGCUGUCCCUUCUCCUGUCGCCGUCGCAUUUAGCAACUGGGAUCACAUCCGAGUGUCUAAGAGAAGAAGAAGCGCCCACAAAACUCUUGCGUGGAGUUCGCUUGUGCCGCCCGGGAAGGGCAGGUGGACCCGGGAGCCAAGAUGCAGGACCCAGUGUCCACAAUGAGAGUCUCGGAGUGCGAGGGGAGGCUGGAGGCGCUGACGGCCGCCGGGACCCCGAGCGCCAAGAGCGGCGGCGCGGGCGCGACCGGCAGCGGCGCCGGCAGCAGCCGCGGAGGCAGUGCCAAGGGCUGGCAGUACAGUGAUCACAUGGAAAACGUGUAUGGCUACUUAAUGAAGUACACCAACCUUGUCACCGGGUGGCAGUACAGGUUUUUUGUGCUGAACAACGAAGCCGGGCUGCUAGAGUACUUCGUGAAUGAGCAAUCCCGGAACCAGAAACCCCGCGGCACCCUACAGUUGGCGGGCGCCGUCAUCUCACCCAGCGAUGAGGACUCGCAUACCUUCACGGUGAAUGCGGCCAGCGGGGAGCAGUAUAAACUACGAGCCACAGAUGCCAAGGAGAGGCAGCACUGGGUCAGCCGGCUCCAGAUCUGCACGCAGCACCACACUGAAGCCAUUGGAAAGAACAACCCUCCUUUGAAGUCAAGGAGCUUCUCUCUUGCAUCCAGCGGUAAUUCUCCAAUCUCCCAGCGGAGGCCGAGUCAGAACACCAUCUCCUUCUUUGGCGUCGGGCCCUCCAAGCUGCAGCCCUCGGGCAGAAGAGCGCCCUUACCACCAGACCACCUUGUGGAAGUCAGAGAGAUGAUGUCUCACGCUGAAGGACAGCAGAGAGACUUGAUCAGACGAAUUGAAUGCCUUCCUGCCUCUGGGUUCCUCAGCUCCCUAGACCAAGACCUCCUGAUGCUCAAAGCGACAUCCAUGGCCACGAUGAACUGCUUGAACGAUUGCUUCCACAUCCUGCAGCUGCAGCAUGCGUCCCACCAGAAGGGCUCGCUGCCUGCAGGAACGACAAUCGAGUGGUUAGAACCAAAGAUCCCUCUCUCCAACCAUUACAAAAAUGGAGCUGAGCAGCCCUUUGAGACAGAACAGGAUAAAGCUGGGGUCCCUGAGGAGCUGUCAGCUGUGGAGUCUGGGCCCAGAGCAAGGGAGCCUGAGGACAUAAAGGCAGAUGAAGAAGUGGAGGACACCUGCGACCACAAGGAGGAUGAUCUGGGGGCUGUGGAGGAGCAGCGCAGUGUCAUCCUGCACCUCCUGUCCCAGCUCAAGCUGGGCAUGGACCUGACACGGGUGGUGCUGCCCACCUUCAUCCUGGAGAAGCGCUCCCUGCUGGAGAUGUACGCAGAUUUCAUGUCGCACCCUGACCUGUUCAUAGCCAUCACGAGUGGCACCUCGGCUGAGGACAGGAUGAUCCGCUUCGUGGAGUACUACCUCACCUCUUUCCACGAAGGCCGGAAGGGCGCCAUCGCCAAGAAGCCGUACAACCCCAUCCUUGGGGAGACCUUCCACUGCUCCUGGCAGGUGCCCAAGAGUGGCCCGGGUGCCCAGCCAGGCGCUCCGCCACCCGAGGAGCCCACCGGCUGCUACACUGUCCGCUUUGUGGCCGAGCAGGUGUCCCACCACCCGCCCGUGUCUGGCUUCUACGCUGAGUGUGCAGAAAGAAGGAUGUGCGUGAACGCGCACGUGUGGACCAAGAGCAAGUUCCUGGGCAUGUCCAUCGGCGUGACGAUGGUGGGCGAGGGGGUCCUCAGUCUGCUGGAGCAUGGGGAAGAGUACACCUUCUCCCUGCCCUGCGCCUACGCCCGCUCCAUCCUGACCGUGCCCUGGGUGGAACUGGGCGGCAAAGUUGGCGUCACCUGCGCCAAGACCGGGUACUCCGCCAGCAUCACCUUCCACACCAAGCCAUUUUACGGUGGCAAACUCCACCGGGUCACAGCAGAAGUGAAGCACAAUGCCAGCAGCACCGUGGUGUGCAGGGUGCAGGGAGAGUGGAACAGCGUGCUGGAGUUCACCUAUAGCAAUGGCGAGACCAAGUGCGUGGACCUGAGCAAGCUGGCCGUGACGAGGAAGAGAGUGCGGCCCCUGGAGAAGCAGGACCCCUUCGAGUCCAGGCGCCUGUGGAAGAGCGUGACAGAGGCGCUGAGCCGGGCGGAGAUGGACCUGGCCACGGAGCACAAGCGAGUGCUAGAGGAGCGGCAGCGGGCCGAGGAGCGGCUACGCGCAGAGUCGGGCACGCCCUGGAGCACACGCUACUUCUCCAAGGAGGGAGAUGGCUGGGUUUAUCACAAGCCCCUUUGGAAGGUCCUUGCAGCCACGCAGCCAGCAGAGUGACGCUCCUUUCCGUGAGCCGAUGUGGCUCUUCCUUCCGUUCACACCCUACCAGAGUCGCCACACUGCGUGGGCCGACCCACUGCUGACCUCGAAUGUACUUCUCGGGCGCCGUCAUCCACAGCAAGACCAAAGUGUCACCAUCCUGUGACACAGCAAUAUCUCAGCCACUAGAGACCCACCUUCUCCGGCCCUGCCCCUGCCACCAGGGCGGCCACGGAGACAGCAAGAGCGCAUAACUCGGCUCUUGUGAACUGUGAGGUCGCUCGGUCUGUGUUCUCCUCUCUGUCCAUCACUGACUACUCACUGCUCCUGGAAACCAGUGCGAGUGGAGGAAGCAGCUGGGUGGGUCAGCCCUGACCUGCCCUCCAUGCCCAGUGGCAGAGCCUGGUGACAGGCGUGACCCCGUGCCCAGCCAGGCGCCACCAUCACCGCCUCCCUGGGGCUCUCGGCGGUGUUCCUGCAGUGAUCAGAACCAAACCAUGGAGUCUUUUCUUCUGAGCAUUUUCAUAUACUUGAAAAGAGCAUUGACUUGAAAAAUUUCAGAACAUUUUUCAAUACCUAGUUUUAUUAAAUAUUACACUUGAGACAAUUUUUUUAAAUGUGUUCAUAUCAAUAUAAUGAGAUUUUGGCCUUUCUCAAGAACUAAGGCAUUCAAGAAAAUAGCUAAUAUUGAAAAGCGAGGCUGUUGCUGGUUCCCGCCACCUCCUCACUGGUGGGUGUCAGGCAGUAUUCCAUGCGCCAGGCGCGCUGGCUUUCUCUUCCCGCUGCUCCCUCAAGAGGGGACACAAAUGACCAUUCGUGUUUAUCGGUAACUCACCUAUGCCUGUGACCGGUGCAUGUGGGUAAGUUGUGAUUUCUUGUCCAAGAAUCCUAAACAGUGAAGAAAAGUGUCUGAUAGAAAGCU